CUUUACCGCACGAGGCUCCGGAGAUGUUCGGCGUGUGUGUGUGAGAUUCCGGCACAUGGAGCUCUGUAGAGCGGAACAUCCUCCGACUGUCAGCGGCUUUUCAGGCUCCAACCGCAGAGGGACGUCCAGCUGCAGCGCCGCACACCGAGCCCCUGCUGGACAAAGCCUCCGCUCGGACAACAAGCCCCAGGAUGGGCACAAAGCGCGAGGCAGUGCGGGGAAACGUGCGGGUUUCCACACAGAAGAGCGGAGAAAGCGCGGGGAUGAUCCACGGAUAAAGUGCGCUUGUGAUAACGGAGUGUUCUUCCCAGAGACAGAGAGAGAAAGUUGAAGAGAGAGAAAGAAGAGACGCUGCUGAGGGAGACGCUGUUUACAGCUGCUGUAGUUGAGUGAAAGCGGCGAUGGGGAUCGAGGAUCUGAGCGUGAGGAACGGACGCGCGGUGUCGGACCGGUGGGCCGACAGCGUGGUGGUGCGACCCCGGACCCCCGAGCGCCACGUCACCGUGCACAAGAGGCUCGUGCUGGCCUUCGCCGUCUCCAUCCUCACGCUCGUGGUGGUGACGGCCGUCGCCGUGACGCUGGCCCUCGGCUUCGAGAAAUGCGGCGGCGGCGGCGAGGACGCGGUUCCGCCCGGUACCGGCUCCAACCGGUCGCGAGACAGAAGUGGCGAACAGAAAGGCGGAGACGUGCAGCCGUGGCGGCGUUCGCGCUUACCGUCGGCACUGCGGCCGCGCCACUACGACCUCCGGCUCUCCGUCUACAUGCACAACUUCACCUUCUCCGGGGAGGUGAGCAUCGAGCUCCAGUGUGUGAACGCCACCAAGUUCAUCGUGCUGCACGCCGACAGCCUGCACGUGGAGAAGGUGGCCGUGUACUCGGACGGUAAGAGACCCGGCGCCAUGAGGAUCCACCGCCACUUCCGGUACCCGCACAACCAGGUGUACGUCGUCGCUCUGCACCGGGAAAUGAAGCCGCUCAGAACGUAUAAGAUCAACAUGACCUUCCAGGCCCAGAUCCAGAACCAGCUGCUGGGGUUCUUCCGGACCUCCUACGUGCUGCACGGAGAGAGAAGGUACGCGGCCGUGACUCAGUUCUCUCCGACUCACGCCAGGAAAGCGUUCCCGUGUUUCGACGAGCCCGUCUACAAAGCCACCUUCAGCGUGACACUGAGGCACGACGCCUCCUACCGGUCCAUCUCCAACAUGCCCAUCGAGUCGUCCGGCCUGGACGAGGACGGCCGGCUCGCCAAUCGGUUCUCCAGGACGCCUCGCAUGUCCACUUAUUACGUGUCCUGGGCCGUGUGUGACUUCGGCUCCCGGGAGACGACGACACGCGGCGGGGUGACGAUACGACUGUUUGCUCGGCUCGAUGCCAUUCAGAGCGGAUCGGGAGAUUACGCCCUGCACAUCACCAAGAGCCUCCUCGACUUCUAUCAGGAUUACUUCAGAGUCACAUACCCCCUGCCCAAACUAGAUCUCCUAGCUGUGCCGAAACACCCGUAUGCGGCGAUGGAGAACUGGGGCCUGAGUGUGUUUGUUGAGCAGAAAAUACUGCUGGAUCCUGAAGUCUCGUCUUUCUCCUACCAGAUGGAUCUCACCAUGGUGGUGGUGCAUGAGAUCUGUCAUCAGUGGUUCGGAGACCUGGUCACUCCAGUGUGGUGGGAUGACGUGUGGAUUAAAGAGGGAUUUGCUCAUUACUUCGAGUACGUGGGGAGCGACUUCCUCUUCCCAAAAUGGAACAUGAAACAGAGGUUCCUGACCGACGUUCUUCAUGAAGUCAUGCUGCUGGACGGUAUGGCGACGUCUCAUCCCGUCUCACAGGAGCUUUUCCACGUCGCCGACAUCCACCGAGUUUUCGACUGGAUCUCCUACAAAAAGGGAGCUGCACUGAUUCGCAUGUUGGCCAACGUCAUGGGACAAACCGCGUUUCAGAGAGGCAUCAAUGAUUAUUUAGUGACGCACGAGUACGGAAACACGGCAAGGGACGACUUGUGGAACUCAUUUUCACAGGCCUUGCAGAGGGAAGGGAAGGUCAUCGACAUAAAGGAGGUGAUGGACGGCUGGACUGUACAGAUGGGCUACCCCGUGGUCACCGUCAGCAAGAACGAGAGCCCGGAGAACACCGUCACCAUCAGCCAGGAGCACUUCCUCUACGACACGGACGCCAAGAUCCACCACCGUCAGCUUUUUAACAAAAGUUUCCAGUGGCAGAUCCCACUGAACCUGGCAUUGGGAAACUUCAGUCACAUGUCAUCAGAGUCUUUCAUCUGGAUCUCUAAUAAAACAGAGACGCACCGAGUGGGACGUAUAGGCGAGGAGACGUGGUUGCUGGGCAACAUCAAUCAGACGGGCUACUUCAGGGUGAACUACGACCUCCACAACUGGAGACUCCUGAUCCAGCAGCUGAUGAUCAACCCCACAAUCAUCUCUGUGGGGAAUCGUGCUGGUCUGAUGGAUGACUCCUUCAGCCUGGCCAGAGCCGGCUAUCUCCCUCAGAACCUCCCACUGCAGAUCAUCUGUUAUCUGUCCAAGGAGGACGAGUUCCUGCCCUGGCAUGCUGCGAGCAGAGCGCUGUACCAGCUGGACAAACUGCUGGACCGCACCGAGGACUACAGCCUCUUUAGUAGUUAUGUGUUGAAGCAGGUGGAACUGAAGUAUCAUAAGCUGGACUGGCCAAAGGUGAAAGCGGGCGAAUCCUUCAAGCAGGCCACCUAUCAUACCGAUGAGCUCCAGAGGGAGGUGAUCAUGUUGGCCUGCAGUUUUGGGAAUAAACACUGUCACCGUCAGGCCAUGUCACUCGUCUCUGAGUGGAUCUCCAGCAACAAGAACAGGAUUCCCCCCAGCAUCCGUGACGUGGUGUACUGCACGGGCGUGUCUCUGAUGGACGAGGACGUGUGGGACUUCAUGUGGAUGAAGUUUCAGUCCUCCAGCGCCGUCUCGGAGAAGAAGGUCCUGCUUGAGGCCCUGACCUGCAGCGACAACACCUUCCUGCUCCACAGACUGCUGAACGCGUCUCUAAACUCGGACCUGGUGCCGGAUCAAGACGUGAUCGACGUCAUCGUCCACGUCGGCCGCAACCCACACGCACGCCAUUUAGCCUGGAGAUAUUUCAGGGAGAAGUGGGACGAGCUGAACUCCAGGUUCGGCGAGGCUUUAUUUCUAAACUCCAAAUUAAUCAGCGGAGUGACGGAGUUCCUCAACACGCAGAGAGAACUCGAUGAGCUGAAGGACUUCCUCCAGACGAGCGCCGCCGGAGCUUCCGCGUCUGCGUUCUCCCGAGCGCUGGAGGUCGUCCGGGCCAACGUGAAAUGGCACCAGCUUUACAGAGAGCGCUUCUUCCAGUGGCUGAGGAAAUCCAGCGACGGAUAAAGAUCCAGCUGCCGCCGACGUCUCGGCGUGGAGCCUCCGUCACACGUUUAUCCUUCACCCAUUAACCAGGAGAGCGGAGAAGAGCAACGAGAGCAGACGCCAUCUUACACCCCGAACAUCUGGAAACACGGUGCCUUCUGUUUCCUUCCUAGAAGGAGGAGGAGGAAGUGGACAGGACUUGCAUGAUGCACUUUGUAUACACAUAUAUAUAUAUAUAUAUAUAUAUAUAUAUAUGUGUGUGUGUGUGUGUGUGUGUAUGUGUGUGUGAGAGAGAGAGAGAGAGAGAUAAUGAGUAUGUAUGUGUAUGUGUGUGUAACUGCAAGUGGAAUCACUGAUCAAUGUUGCAUGAUGCGCUUUGUGUGUGUGUGUGUAUGCGUGUGUGUGUAUAUGUGUGUGUGUAUGUGUGUGUAUGUGUGUGUGUAUGUAUGUAUGUGUAUGCGUAUGUGUGUGUAAGCUUUUAUUCAUUUAUAUGUGCAAGUGUGUGAUUUUGUGUUUGUGUGUAUGCGUGUGUGUGUGCAUGCGUGUGUGUGUGUGUGUGUGUAUGUAUGUGUAUGCGUGUAUGCGUGUGUAUGCGUGUGUGUGUGUAUGUGUGUGUAUGUGUGUGUAUGUGUGUGUAUGUGUGUGUAUGUGUGUGUAUGUGUGUGUGUGUGUGUGUGUGUGUAUGUAUGUGUAUGCGUGUAUGUGUAUGUGUGUGUAUGUGUGUGUAUGUGUGUGUAUGUGUGUAUGUGUGUGUAUGUGUGUGUAUGUGUGUGUAUGUGUGUGUAUGUGUGUGUGUGUGUGUGUGUGUGUGUGUGUGUGUGUGUAUGUAUGUAUGUGUGUGUAUGUA
Molecule: messenger RNA, 4194 nt
Organism: Ictalurus punctatus (channel catfish)
Lineage: Eukaryota; Metazoa; Chordata; Actinopteri; Siluriformes; Ictaluridae
Product: thyrotropin-releasing hormone-degrading ectoenzyme
Exons: 20
Coding region: 402-3368 (988 amino acids)
Biological process (GO): proteolysis; peptide catabolic process
Cellular component (GO): cytoplasm
Molecular function (GO): peptide binding; metalloaminopeptidase activity; zinc ion binding
Source: RefSeq, a predicted model, not a curated record